Molecule: messenger RNA, 399 nt
Organism: Trypanosoma conorhini
Lineage: Eukaryota; Euglenozoa; Kinetoplastea; Trypanosomatida; Trypanosomatidae
Product: receptor-type adenylate cyclase
Exons: 1
Coding region: 1-399 (132 amino acids)
Source: RefSeq, a predicted model, not a curated record
AUGGCGGUGUGCUGGAGGCGGCGUGGCUGCAGUGCGCACUUUGGCUCGUGGCCCUCUGCGGCGUCGCCGUGCCUCCUCCUCCUCGUCCUUCUGCUGCUGCUGCUGCUUCCGUUGCCCCCGCACAGCGCGGCCGCCCACGACGCGGAUCCUGACACCCCAGUGAAGAUUUUGAUGUUGAAGCCAAGUUUUUCCACCAAAGCCGACUCUAUCUCCACUGCGUUUUACGCCGGCGUGCAUGCGUCGCUGAUGGCGCACAACUCCACAGCUGAGGACGACGUUCGCGUUGAGAUUGUCGAAAGGGAAGCGAAGCUUGACAACUACGCCACCGUUCUGGAGGACGUGGUGAAAAAGAAAAGGACAUUCUCACUAUUCUGGCCCAGUUUGAUGAUGCUUACGUGA